Neocloeon triangulifer is the source of this 4396-nucleotide messenger RNA. RefSeq lists its product as uncharacterized. Gene Ontology annotation, cellular component: cytoplasm; plasma membrane. The record is from RefSeq and is a predicted model, not a curated record. Lineage: Eukaryota; Metazoa; Arthropoda; Insecta; Ephemeroptera; Baetidae. Gene Ontology annotation, molecular function: protein binding.
UGGUUUAGUACUCGCAGUGCCGCUCACGCACGCGGACCCCGGUACGCGCGUCAUGAAGGACAAACGAACAGGCGGCGGGUGGUGGCCGUCGUCCAUCGUCCCCGCCGCCGCCGCCCGCAGGGUGUCCCUCUGGGUCGGCCGGGCCGAGGAACCGCCUCCGGACACGCCGCCCCCGGCUGCCAGACCAACGUCCUUGGUCAUUUCAACGCCCCAGCAGCAGCCGCCCCCGCCGGUCCAGCGACCCUCCUGCAGCCCUCCGCCUCCACCGCCCAAAUCACCGGCCGGCAGCAGCUAUAAUACGGCUGACGAAGACUCAGGUAGUGUCGCGCUUGACCUGCCAAACAGUGCAGAAGGGACCCUGCUGCAGGACAUUUUGGCCACCAUUGACAAAAAUAAAGGUAGUUGUGACAACCUUUUGGACGAAGCUGCUGAAAAUGGUGAUGUGCCGCAGGACAAUGAAAAAAUAAUAAGUGACGGUGAGAAGAGAAGUUCGGAAAAUGAAAAUUCAGAAAACACCCCCAAAGUUGAGGAGCAGGUUGUAAAAAAAUCUCCGUCGCCUCCUCCACUCCCGACCUCUAGUCCUCCGAAGGAAAUUUUCAAAUCGAAAGACCCUGCCUUGAAUUUGGAGGACGGUCUGACGACCCUGACGAGGCGAUUGAAAAAAAUGGCAGAGGUUUUGGAAAAUUCGCCCAUAAACCAUUUGAAGGAGAGCAGCGGCUCUUCGCAAAACUCCCCCGAAGUUGGUUCUCCGACCAACCCGCAGUCGCCCUUGCAAAAACUGAUGGAGGCGAAAAGAGCUUCCCUGGACGAUGAAAACGGAAACAAAAUCAUGGAGGCCGCAGCUUCUCUCAUUAAGGAGCUGGUUCCCCCAGCGGAUGUCAAUUGUGUCAAAGACGAGCGGGCGAUGACAUCCGAGAAACAGCAGGCCCGAGACACGUCUGACGUUUCAGCCGUGCCGCAGCAGCAGGGGGAUAUUCCAAAAAGACCGAGCACUUUGGCUCUGGAUGAAACGACUACGGAUGAAGUUGACGCGGAAAAUCCCGUUGCAAUAGUUAAAGGGUUUUUCACGGUGAACUUUGAUGUUAAUUCACUAGCCACCCUUAAUUCGUCGGCUGCAACUGCGGAAAUUCCGCCCGAAGAGAAAAAACCUAUUGAAAAUAAUGUUUCAAAUGCUUCUCCUUCUUCGGAGGAUUUUUCCACCCCAGUUGGAAAUCCGAAUUUAAAUCCUUUCUUUCCGAAAUUUAGCAGCCCCAACAACCCUUUUAAACUGAGUGAGAAAGAAGCAAAAAAUUUGGCUGAAAUGGAUAAGAUUUUAUUCGCGGACGACGCUUUUGCAACCGGCGAGGAGCGACUCAAAGCGCGAGCCGAUAGUGUAGAGAAUUUCUCUGAUAAUUUCGAGGCGCCCAACACGCAGGGUGGCACGUGUCCCGCAGAUGCCGUUAAAGAGACCACCCCUUCGCAGCAGGCGGGCGAUAUCAUUUGUAAACAAGAAAGCAGACCACCUCAAGAUGCUGAGCCCGAUACGGAGAACAAAGGCGGCGAGCCGAACCAGAUUAAAGAUGAAAAGGAAGAAGAAAUUCAACAGGCUAAAGAGGAAGAAAUUAUUGUGGAAGAAAAGCAAAAUUUGGAUUCGGUUGAGAUGAAAAAGGGCGAUGUUGUGAAAGAGUUAAAUGCCGUUCUGGAAAAGAAAACGGUAAAGUUCAAUUUGCAAGCGCCGAUCGCGAUGGGCGAGGAUGACGAAGAACUUCCCGCAACUCCCUCCCCAAAAGUGCCAAAACUCGACCCACCGAAAGGAGCAAAGCCUAAAAUCGAAAUAUCUAAAAAAUUUGUUAAAAAAUUAGAUGAUGCCGAUGACUCUGGACCGGAGACGUCGUCCAGCUCCUCCUCAGACCGGGACGGUGACUUCACUUUGGACGACGCCACUGACAUUGCGCUGGACGAGUCGCUCCCCGGCUCACCCCUGCCUGAUGCGAAAAAAGAAGUGACGAAAAAAUUGGAAGAAAAAUUGGCAGAAUCACCUGUAGAAGAUGAGGAGGAUGAAAUAAAAUUACCUGAAAUCUCACCCGAGGACGACUACGUGGAGUUGGCUCGGGCCCAGGCCACUUACGAGAACAUUGAAUUCAAAAGGCGGCCCGGAGGCAGACUGAUUUCAAAACGCCGCCUCCACGCCCUGCAUCCCCCGAAGCUGGGGGCGGUGCGGCAUUCCUUGAGCAAGGCGUGGGUCGCCAUGAGGGACUGGGGUAGUGAGAGUGCGAAGAAGAUCGGCGAGAAACUUUCCAGAGACUCGGUGCUCAUGACCGACGAGCAGGCGGCCGAAGCAACGGCCGCGCCGCCUCCACUACCUUCAAGGGGCUUGUCCGAGCCGCCUCCAAUCUUGCCCAGAGCCAUCUGUGAAAGGGCGAGGAGCGUCAGACUCAUGUCACCAGGUCUGGACGACGUUCGCGUCAGCAAAUAUUUACCUAUUGAGGGCCAGAGCGGAUUUGACGAAUUGCGGCGCUACAUGAAGCAGGGCGGCGACUUUUGCAAAGAGCUCAGUGCCAUCCUGCAAGAGCGGGCCGACGCCGAGGCGCAGUACGCGAAGAGCCUGAGCAAGUUGAGCGGAAAGUUGUCGCGCAACGCCAAGGACGCGGUGGGCACCGUGAGCGCCGCGUGGCAACACGCGGCCGCCCAGAUGGAGGCCGAGGGCGAGGCGCACCGCGAGGCGGCCGCCGCCCUGGCCGAAAGGGUGGUUCGGCCGCUGAAGGCCACGCUGGAGGCGCAGCACCGAGUCCGCAAGUCGGUCGACAGCGCCGUUGACAAAAGUGGCAAAGGACUUGCCGAGUGGCGCAUGCACGAGGCCAAGGCCAAGAAGAACAGCUUCGGGUGCGCCCGCGAGAACGAGCGGCUGCAGGACGCCCUGCAGGAGGCGCAGCGCCUCGGCAGGUCGGGCCGAAGUCCAACUGUGUCCGAUAAAGAAAUUGGCAAGUUGGAGGCAAAGCGGAGGAAGGCGGAGGAGGCGGUCAAAAAGUCAGACGUCGAGUACUACACUUAUUGCGUCAGGGCGGAGCGGGCGAGACUGGAAUGGGAGACGGCGGUGAACAGAGGAAGUCAAUGCUUCCAGGCGCUGGAGGAAGAAAGGUUGCAACACCUGAAGGAGCUGAUAGAGCAGUAUUAUCAAAUCAUGACCCAAAUGAGUCCAAAAAUUGGACAGAGUGUUGACCGUUUGACAGAGCCUGUCCAGAACUGUGACGUGGCGCGCGACCUUCAGACAGUGGCCUCCGUCAAAGGCGUCGGACAACCCAUUCCCGAGCAACUUUUGCCAGACUUUUACCCUGAACACGUGACCCUGGCGAUGAACAGGGACCGCAGGAGGUUAGCUCUCCUGAAACUUCUGCAACUUAUAAGGCAGGACCUGGAGAGGGAGAGGAGGGCAAAGCAGGGCGUCGAAAACUUGGCCAGGGCGCUGCAGCAGACGCCGACGUUUGGCAACGAAGACUCUCAGCAAAAUGUCAGCGACAAACUCCACCACAUGAGAUCAAUGUUGACGUAUUUGGAGGCUGCAAGGUACAAGGUCCAAAGCACCCUGGCUGAAUUGAACGGAGACAGGAGAGGCAGCCACCCUUUGGCGUCACACAUUCAGGUGACCAGAGACAGACAAGGUCUCCAGCAGAGCAUUUUGAAGGUUCCUCCUUGGGUGAGGGAAGAAAAUAUUGAAGGCUCAGACUGGCCAGACAGAGGAACCGGAGAUGGCAAUUCCAAUCAACCUGACAGUGACUUUGAUGAAUUUUCAAGUCAAACCAGCGACGAAAAGGACUUUGGUGUUGUGAUGCCCGUAAUUGGGGAAAGCGCCGAGAUUGAUCAGGAUAAUGAAAUUUUACCUAAUCUGGGCCAGUGCAGGGCCCUUUACGACUAUUCCGCCAAUCUCUGUGAUGAGCUCAACCUUACCACAGGUGACUUGAUCACCAUUAGGGAGAAGCAAGAGGAUGGAUGGUGGCUAGGAGAGAUGAACGGCAUGGUUGGAAUUUUCCCAGCCACCUACGUAGAAGUUUUGGACAAAAUUUAAUUUGAAAUUUUCACAUUUAGUUGAAACGAUGAUGCUGAAAACCUAAAAAUGCUCAAAUCAAAACUCUCUCUGUUAAAAAUUUGUUGAAAUUGAGUAUAAUAUGUCUUUGUUGGCAGAGCAUGUAAUAUGCAAAUUAUAUCAGAAUAUGAGGUUGAAUAUAUUACUCUGAACUAUAUUGUUGAAUUAGAAUAUCGUGUGAAUAUUGUAAUAAUUGCGUGUACAUUUGAUAAUAAUUAGAUUUUAAGUAAAAGACACAUUGAUAUUAUUAAAAUAUUGUUUUCAUGUAACAUCUGUAAAUAAAAUCUCACAAGGUGCGACAUAUCCAUAAAAUAAAAUUCAUUUUUUUGGCGUAAA